AUGGCAUCCUCUUCUCGCUCGUCCUCGUCGUUGCCGUCGUCGCCGUCAGCACAUUCCUUAGCUGCUCUUGCACCAGAGAUAGUCGAGGAGAUCAUCGCGUUCCUUCCUCCCAUCCCGAAGUCGUAUCUGGCGCUCUCCCGCGUCUCGCACGCAUUCCAUUCCCUCUGCAUACGAUUCAUCUAUGGGCACAUCGUUCUCCGCUCCCCGUCGGCUCUAGUGCAGUGCUUCCGGGCCAUUGUGGCGACGCCGAAUCCGCUGGCGGUGCGAAGCAUUGAGGUGAACUGCAGACGCGAAUUGUCAUCCCUCGCAUCGUUUUCUGCCCUGGUGCAACACUGCCUCGUCCGCCUGACGAAUGUGACCCGACUCGUCAUCUUCGCCCCAGAGCAGACAACAAGCAGCUUCGUAUCCGCGCUCCAGCAGUGCUCGUUCCCAUGGCUGACGCAUCUUGAGAGCUGUUUCUCGCUCGACGAGCGGAUGUCGGCGUUUCUGAGUCGGCACCCCAGGAUCAGCUACCUCCAGCUCGACAGCCUAGAGCCCACGAGCCUGGGGGGCGAAAUCCGGCUGCCCGGACUCGAGUACUUUGUCGGCAACAGUACGUGCCUGGCGCCCGUGGCCCGACACGCGUCGUUACGCGCCGCAUUCAUCACGUGGGACGACGCAGACGAGGCCCGGGACAACCAGGACGUGUUUGCCGCCCUUGAGCGCCGCAGUACGGACACGCUGAACGUCCUGGCGUGCCGGAGACACAGCUGGAAUCUCGACCUGCUCGAGCAGAUCUCAUGGCAUCUUCCGCACAUCUAUGCGCUCAGUCUGACGAACCUGUUCUUCGUGCCUGUGAGCAGGGUGUCAGCUGAAACGUCUCCACUGGACGCGAUACGCCGGCUCUUGACUCGGUUUUCGUGCCUGCAGCGGCUGGCCGUCAGCUGCGUCAAUGUGAUGGACGCAGAUGACGCGCUACCAAUUGAGCCAAACAUGGACGGGGCCUUUGAAUCUGUCACAUCCUGGGGCGAAUCCUGCCCGUCCCUGCUUGAAUGCACUCUCCCCCAGUCCGGCACGAUGAAGUGGAUCCGCAUCUGCGACAACCUGUGGCUUCCGGACCUCGCCCACCCCACCGGACCGGGCUCGCGCUGGAUCUGGGACCGUCUGCGGGAACGGCGGUAUCCGGACUGGGACCGGAUACUCGAGACGACGCAUGCCCGGCGCGGGGGCGCUGCAGCCAUCGCGCAUAUGCGUCUGCUUGCGCUCCGCGAUGCCGCGCUGGAUUUGAGGGUGCCGAGUCACAGGAUGCCACAGGAGGAGGAGCAGCGCGAGAUCAGGUUGGGCGGCGCGGGGUCGAUGCUCGAGGAGGAAGAUGUUACAGAGACGAGGACGACAUGA
This is a messenger RNA of Mycena citricolor, 1377 nucleotides long. The record is from the annotation of a GenBank genome assembly. NCBI's taxonomy places the organism in Eukaryota, Fungi, Basidiomycota, Agaricomycetes, Agaricales, Mycenaceae.